Monoraphidium neglectum is the source of this 228-nucleotide messenger RNA. RefSeq lists its product as hypothetical. The annotation marks the transcript as partial. The record is from RefSeq and is a predicted model, not a curated record. Lineage: Eukaryota; Viridiplantae; Chlorophyta; Chlorophyceae; Sphaeropleales; Selenastraceae. The transcript has a single exon.
AUGACCGGCGUCCUGCAGCAGCUCCGAUGGUGGCAAGGCGGAGGAGGGACCAAAUCGUCCCUCGCAUCCCGCCCCGGCUCUGACAAGGACCCUCGCGCGCCCGCGCCAGCUGCUGCGGCGGGCCCGCAGCAGCCCGCGCGCGCGCAGGCCGCGCCCGCCGCCGAGGACGUCCUGCUGUCGCUGCCCUCCGACCUCUACCCCGCGGCCUCCCUCCCUGAAUGCCCAGAG